UUUCCCAACAUGAGUGAAUGGGUCUACACUCCGGCCAACUGUGGAUUAGAGUUCUAGGUGCUUUGUAUUCUCGCCAGCAUUUGUUCAGCCUGUACUCAUUUUGCAGAGAAGGCAACGGAGGCUCAGAGAGAGGGGCAAGUGCUGCCUCCCCGUCAGGGAGGCAGUCUGGGUCCUUCUUGCUAGAAGCCUGGUAACCCACCUCCUCUCUUCUCCUCCCUCGAACCUCCAGCAACCUGCCCGCACUGUGCCCUCCCAGCCUGGCUGUGGGGUGGGGUGGGACAGAGAGGGUCACGUGGAGUUGGGUUCCGAGGGAGGAAGCCAGGCGGGGUGCAGACGGCUGCUGAUUCUGGGGCUGGUCAGGAAACCAAGGAGACCCCCCCCCCCCCACAACCAUGGACCCACCGUCGCCAAGCCGGACCUCCCAAACCCAGCCCACAGCCACCUCUCCGCUGACUUCCUACCGCUGGCACACAGGGGGCGGUGGGGAGAAGGCGGCUGGAGGGUUCCGCUGGGGCCGCUUUGCUGGCUGGGGCAGGGCCCUGAGCCACCAGGAGCCCAUGGUCAGCACCCAGCCAGCCCCUCGCUCGAUAUUCCGUCGGGUCCUAUCUGCGCCUCCCAAGGAGUCACGGACCAGUCGCCUUCGACUCUCCAAGGCCCUCUGGGGGAGGCAUAAGAACCCACCGCCGGAGCCAGACCCGGAGCCGGAGCAGGAGGCCCCAGAGCUGGAGCCGGAGCCAGAGCUGGAGCCCCCUACCCCACAGAUCCCUGAGGCCCCCACACCCAACGUGCCUGUCUGGGACAUUGGGGGCUUCACCCUGCUUGAUGGGAAGCUGGUGCUGCUUGGAGGAGAGGAGGAGGGUCCUCGAAGGCCCCGGGUGGGAAGUGCUAGCUCCGAGGGCAGCAUCCACGUGGCCAUGGGGAACUUCAGGGAUCCAGAUCGGAUGCCUGGAAAAACAGAACCAGAGACUGCUGGUCCCAACCAGGUCCACAACGUUCGGGGGUUGCUCAAGAGGCUGAAAGAGAAGAAAAAGGCCAGGUUGGAGCCCCGGGAUGGACCCCCCAGUGCUCUGGGCUCUAGGGAGUCGCUGGCCACACUCUCUGAACUGGACCUGGGCGCCGAGCGGGAUGUGCGGAUCUGGCCACUGCACCCCAGCCUCCUGGGGGAGCCCCACUGCUUUCAGGUAACCUGGACGGGUGGAAGCCGCUGCUUCUCUUGUCGCUCGGCCGCUGAGAGAGACCGCUGGAUCGAGGACCUUCGUCGCCAAUUCCAGCCCACCCAGGACAACGUGGAGCGGGAAGAGACAUGGCUGAGCGUGUGGGUGCACGAAGCGAAGGGGCUUCCCCGGGCAGCGGCGGGGGCACCCGGCGUGCGCGCCGAGCUGUGGCUGGAUGGCGCGCUGCUGGCACGCACGGCGCCUCGGGCCGGCCCAGGCCAGCUCUUCUGGGCCGAGCGCUUCCACUUCGAGGCGCUGCCACCGGCACGUCGCCUGUCGCUGCGGCUGCGCGGCUUGGGCCCGGGAAGCGCGGUGCUGGGCCGCGUGGCCCUGGCGCUGGAGGAGCUGGGCGCCCCACGCGCGCCUGCCGCCGGUCUGGAGCGCUGGUUCCCGCUGCUCGGGGCGCCGGCGGGCGCAGCGCUGCGGACGCGGAUUCGGGCGCGUCGCCUGCGCGUGCUGCCGUCCGAGCGCUACAAGGAGCUGGCGGAGUUCCUCACCUUCCACUAUGCGCGCCUCUGCGGGGCCCUGGAGCCCGCGCUGCCUGCGCAGGCCAAGGAGGAGCUGGCGGCAGCCAUGGUGCGCGUGCUGCGGGCCACCGGCCGGGCGCAGGCGCUGGUGACUGACCUGGGCACUGCGGAGCUGGCGCGCUGUGGAGGCCGUGAGGCGCUGCUGUUCCGGGAAAACACAUUGGCCACCAAGGCUAUCGAUGAGUACAUGAAGCUCGUGGCACAGGAUUACCUCCAGGAGACCCUGGGACAGGUUGUGCGGCGUCUCUGUGCUUCUACUGAGGACUGUGAAGUGGACCCCAGCAAAUGUCCAGCCUCGGAGCUGCCAGAGCACCAGGCCAGACUUCGGAACAGCUGCGAGGAGGUCUUCGAAACCAUUAUCCAUUCCUACGACUGGUUCCCUGCGGAGCUGGGCAUCGUGUUCUCAAGCUGGCGAGAAGCAUGCAAAGAACGUGGCUCUGAGGUGCUGGGCCCCCGACUGGUGUGCGCCUCCCUCUUCCUGCGGCUCCUGUGCCCUGCCAUCCUGGCACCCAGCCUCUUUGGUUUAGCACCAGACCAUCCAGCACCCGGCCCAGCCCGCACCCUCACACUGAUUGCCAAGGUCAUCCAGAACCUCGCCAACCGUGCCCCGUUCGGUGAGAAGGAGGCCUACAUGGGCUUCAUGAAUAGCUUCCUGGAGGAACAUGGACCAGCCAUGCAAUGCUUCCUGGACCAGGUGGCCAUGGUGGAUGUGGAUGCUGCCCCCAGUGGUUACCAGGGCAGUGGUGAUCUGGCCCUCCAGUUAGCUGUCCUGCAUGCCCAGCUCUGUACAAUCUUUGCUGAGCUUGACCAGACAACCCGAGACACCCUGGAACCGCUGCCCACCAUCCUGCGAGCCAUUGAGGAGGGCCAGCCUGUGCUUGUGUCAGUGCCAAUGCGUCUCCCACUGCCCCCGGCCCAGGUCCACUCCAGCCUCUCCGCAGGGGAGAAGCCCGGCUUCCUGGCCCCCCGGGACCUCCCCAAGCACACCCCUCUCAUCUCCAAGAGCCAGUCUCUGCGCAGCGUUCGCCGCUCAGAGAGUUGGGCCCGGCCACGGCCGGACGAAGAGCGGCCCCUGCGGCGGCCCCGGCCGGUGCAGCGCACGCAGAGUGUCCCGGUCCGGCGUCCUGCCCGCCGCCGCCAAUCUGCGGGGCCCUGGCCGCGACCCAAAGGCUCCCUGAGCACGGGACCAGCGCCCCGCGCCCGGCCUUGGACCCGGGACUCCGCCUCGCUGCCUCGGAAGCCGUCGGUACCCUGGCAGCGCCAAAUGGACCAGCCGCAAGACCGAAACCAGGCACUGGGCACGCACCGACCUGUGAACAAGUUGGCAGAGCUGCAGUGCGAGGUGGCCGCUCUGCGUGAGGAGCAGAAAGUGCUCUCCCGCCUCGUGGAGUCGCUGAGCACCCACAUCCGGGCCUUGACGGAGCAGCAGGAGCAGCUGCGGGGCCAGCUGCAGGAUCUGGACUCCAGGCUCCGUGCUGGGAGCUCAGAGUUUGAUUCAGAGCACAACCUAACAAGCAAUGAAGGGCACAGUCUGAAAAACCUGGAGCACCGCCUAAAUGAGAUGGAGAGAACUCAGGCUCAGCUGAGGGAUGCUGUCCAGAGCCUGCAGCUUUCUCCAAGGACGCGGGGGUCUUGGAGUCAACCCCAGCCCCUCAAAGCACCCUGCCUCAAUGGAGACACCACCUGAGCUGCCCAUCCUGCCUCAUCACACGUGGUCUGGGAGCAGAGAGAUAGCCAUCUUAGGGGGGGUGUCUGACCUUGCCUUAGCCCUACUUGGCCUACAGUGGGGAGUGGAGCUGCUGGUCCCAACCACUCUGGCAGUAUGAAGUUGCCCAGUAAAAUCUUGAUUUCAGUGAAA
Pan troglodytes (chimpanzee) is the source of this 3599-nucleotide messenger RNA. It is a transcript of the gene RASAL3, whose product is annotated as RAS protein activator like 3. The transcript has 18 exons. The record is from RefSeq and is a predicted model, not a curated record. Bases 393 to 3428 code for a protein of 1011 amino acids. Lineage: Eukaryota; Metazoa; Chordata; Mammalia; Primates; Hominidae. Gene Ontology annotation, biological process: regulation of GTPase activity.